Molecule: messenger RNA, 8730 nt
Organism: Mizuhopecten yessoensis (Yesso scallop)
Lineage: Eukaryota; Metazoa; Mollusca; Bivalvia; Pectinida; Pectinidae
Product: vacuole membrane protein 1-like
Exons: 12
Coding region: 118-1362 (414 amino acids)
Source: RefSeq, a predicted model, not a curated record
AGUACAUAAAAUCAUCUGAUAAAUAUUGUAGACAGACACGUUGUACAGUAUAUUCCUAAGAAGAUUGUGAGCUUUUUGACUCCAGUAAGCCGCUUACUACAAGCUAGCAGAGCUGAGAUGGAUGGCGGUCUGAAGACGCCCUCUGAUAAGACAAGACAACGCCCAAAGGGGUCGGGAAGCACUAAUGGUCAGGUCAGCGACACACCUCAGCCAAAGAUAAACAUGCAGGAAGUUUUUCAGCGAGAGCGAACUGAGAGGGAUGGCAUUGUGAUCUGGAAAAGUCCUCUUACAGCACUCCAAUUCUUCAGUUUAGAAUGUAUGAUACUUUUGUCUACAGUGAUGAAAAGACUUUGGAGGAGGAAAGCAACUGUGCUACUUGUUCUUUUGGGAAUCCUUGCUAUCUAUGCUUUUUACUUAAUUGAGGGUCCACACCAAAAGUAUGUACAGAUAAUGGAAACCCACUUUUUGUGGUGGUCGUAUUGGGCCGGCCUGGGGAUCCUGUCUUCUGUAGGCCUAGGAACUGGCCUGCAUACAUUCCUCUUGUACUUGGGUCCUCAUAUAGCCACUGUUACGUUAGCUGCUUAUGAAUGUUCUUCCAUCGACUUUCCAGAGCCACCAUAUCCUUCCAAGAUCAUCUGUCCUACAGAUGUAGUGGCUGGAGACGGUCACAUCUCACUAUGGACAAUCAUGGGCAAGGUCCGCAUUGAGGCCAUCAUGUGGGGGGCAGGAACAGCCAUUGGAGAACUCCCUCCCUAUUUUAUGGCCAGGGCUGCCAGACUCUCUGGAUCACAUGAUGAUGACGAGUUUGAGGAAAUUGAAGAACUGUUACAGGAAAAGAAAGUCCAUCCUGAUGACAUGUCUUUCAUGGAAAGAGCAAAAUUAGGUGUACACAACUUGGUGCAGAAAGUUGGGUUCUUUGGAAUUCUUGCAUGUGCAUCAAUUCCAAAUCCCUUGUUUGACUUGGCAGGAAUAACUUGCGGCCAUUUUCUAGUGCCUUUCUGGACAUUUUUUGGAGCAACGUUAAUAGGAAAAGCUGUUAUUAAGAUGCAUAUACAGAAGUUAUUUGUUAUCUUCAUGUUUAGUGAACAUCACGUAGAAGAAGUUGUCAAUCUAAUAGGGUAUGUCCCAAAGUUUGGUAAAUCAUUACAGUCACCGUUUAAGGAUUAUUUAUCAUUACAACGGAAGAAACUUCACCAUACACAGGGGACGGAAAGUGCAAAUGAAUCAAAUCUACUAGGCUGGGUAUUUGAGAAGCUGAUUAUUGUGAUGGUGAUAUAUUUCGUCAUAUCUAUUGUCAACUCAACGGCACAGAGUUACCACAAGAGGAUGUGUAAAGAAAAACGCAAGCCGCGACCGACCUGAUCAAAGACCUGUUGCAACAAAUCACCCAGUACUAGGACCAGCAGUGGUACCAGGCAGCCUGAAUAGGGAUAACAUGGAUUCUGUAAAUUAUGUAAUAAUAAUGAAAUCUGGUCAUAAACAAGUGUUCCCGAGUGUUGAAAGUAUGGAAGAAUUUCAAGGAAACUCAGAUUGAUGUCCGUGUCCUGUUCGCAAUGAAAGGAUUUUAUUAAGAUUAAGUCUAGACAAAUUUGGAAAGAAAUUUUCACCUGGAUUUGCCAAAAAGUUAAGUUUUCAAAACAAAAAUCAUAUAUUUAGUUGGAAUUACAGUAACAUCCUUUAUAUAAUUAGGCAAAACCUUUUCGAUGUAUUUUGAAAGAUGUAAUUUUGGAAAUAAGUCUAAAAGUAAUGACAACAUGCCAGUUUCUGAGAGUUUAGAUAUUGGCUGGUGAUUGAACAUGGCCCUCUUUGCUCAGGUGUUGUGGGAGUGUGAGAGGAAGGAAGUAACUACCACUGUUUUGUAAAAUGGCUGUUGAUGUACAGGUUGUAAAAGGAUAUAUUGUUUACUCAGAAGACUUUUAUAUAGUGUAAGUAUUUAUUCUGAAAUUGUAGAAAAUACCUUGUGAAGGUAAGAAAUUCACAAGAAUUUUAUUUGAAGGACUUGAUAUAUUUAAUAAUUCACUAAACAUGAGAUGGUGUAUUCUGCAAAUUAUUGAAAUUUGACCUGACCUAUGGUGUAGUGGACACAUGUAACGGAGUUCACUUUUCCAAGUGCCUCCGCAAGGGGUCAAACCCAGGACUACAUAGUACAUCUGUACUAGUACUCUGCUCCACUAAUUGAGCUGAAAGGAAAAUUCCCUUUAACCAAAUCGGUAUUAAACAACAGCUAGAUAAUUCAUUAGUGAUUACUCCCCUCCAUGGAAAGAUCUUGUCUUCAAACUUAAGGAGAACAGCCAUACUCGUUAGAGUAAGGUUAGGGAAAUUAUUAUAAUAUAUAAACUUAUCUAUUUACAAAAACUAUGAAACAGGUUAUUUCAACUUACACUAAUCACUCUUAUUGGACCGGAUAAUAGCGCACUAGGCGUAUUAAUGUUGGAGGAAACCAGAGAAAACGCACGUGGUUGGGCAGGUAAACGCCUUACCUUUUACAUCGGAUCGAGGAAUCAAUACCCAGUCUCCUUAGUGAAAUGUGAAUGUGUUGUCAACUGUGCCACCCUACCACCCAUAAAUUAUUAUAAACAGUACCUAGAUCCCAAGGUGCCACUGUAAGAGAGGUCCCUUUUUUCUUAGUGUAUGUGCCACUCAGGGGGGUCAAACAUGGGAUUACAUAUAAUGAUUCUGGUGUUCUACCAAUUGAGGUAAAGUGCAAUUCCUCUAGCUGAGUCAGUAUCGAGCGACUAGUUUGUCACUGUGACACUAUAAUCGGUGUUACAAGGGUAUCAUUGAGUUAGUAUGUUAUACUAUACACAGGAGUGUUAUCAAUGUGAACUUUGUGAUAGUGCUGUCAUUGUCUCGCUGAAUCUGGUAUACAGCCAACAUUUCAUAUUUAUAUAAAACUGUGUUGUAGAGGAAGCUCUUGUUUGAUUACCACAAAGUGGGGAUGAUUUGUGUUUGUGUGGAGGUGUAUAAAUUGUUCUCUGUGUUCAGUAUCAACGAUCAAACCUUUUUUGAUCUCAGUGGUACGUCAUUCAUAAUUCUUAUUUUGCAUCACAUAUGUAAAUAUCAUACCGAUAAUUCAAUCCUGAAAUUAUUAUCUUGUCUUCAAGAUUAUUUCAUAUGAUACUCAUCUCCUUACAGGGAAUGUUGUGUUAUCCCUAUCUCUCUAACAAUUUACCUGAACUGAACAACUUUGUGUGUGGAGCCUCAUCCAGUUGUCCUGUAUAAACACACUUGAGCAUGUCAACACCUAUUUUCCUGUUUUGUUCAAGCAUUCAUGAUGGAAAUGAUAAUUUGUUUUAGGAUGAUGACGUACAAAUCUUAAAUAUUUAAUAUCAAAUACUUUCUUUAAUAGCAAUUUUUGGUCUACAAAAUUUAUUUCAAUAUGUUUUCACAUGUUUGUGGUUUUCUUGCGUUCUGAUUUAAGUUGCAGGAAAAAUGUCGAUAUAAUCACUGCAGGAAUAUUAGUUUAUCUACUGCAACCUCAAAAACUGAAAAUAUGCACAAUACAGGGCCGUUUUCGUUUAAACGAUCAAACCGGUCGGACCACAGAUAUUUGUUUAUUAAAUAAGGUCAGACCUAGUAAUCUGAUGCUGAUCUGAUGCGAGCCUUGACAAAUCCUUGCAAGGCCUGCAAAAACAUUUUCAGGUCCGCCAGGAAUUAUACCCGAAAUUGUUAAAUUUAUAAUCGGUCAAACCGGUUGUUCCGCAUAAACGAACAGGCCCCAAGUUUCAUUUUGGUAAAGCUUAGAUUGUCUCCCCUUGUCCAGAUGCUUUCAAUUAACUUACCGAUUGGCUUGUGUAUGUUAAUCAAUAACUUGUUAACAUGAUUCCUCUAAUAAGCGUCAUCAUUAUCAGCAUGUUAUACAAGUAAGAAUUUACAAUUAGUCAUGUAGAUUUUAAUGUUCCUAUUUGUUCGGGCCAUGUCAGUCUCUAUGUUAAUCUUGGACAGCUGUUUUCUCAGUACAUGGUUAAGCAUUAGUGCAAAUUAAGGUGUCCAUGACAAACAUUUAAUGUGGAGUCAUCACUUUACCUGGAGAUUAAGGUCUCUUUAGCACAUUCAUCUUUUAAAAGUAAUGUCGAGCUUAAAAUGAGAAUGACCAAGCAGUCUGUUUAUGUUUUAUAAGAAGAAUAGCAGCAAAAUGAAAUUUAUAAUGGUGUUAAUUAUUCAUCCAUUUUGUUAAAUCAAAAAUGUCUUCAAAAGAAUACAGUUUUAAAGAUGCCUUUUAGCUUAAAUAAAAUUAUGUAUUUAUAUUGCUUUUAAUUGAUUUUUAAAACUGUCAAGUUUAUAGUUAACAAAUUACACAUUUAGGGACCCUUGAUUAUGUUUUUUUGACAUUCCAUUUUGUCAUUCCUUAUGUAGCUGCAUGCCAUACAUAGAUAUUGCUGAAAGGUUUCCUGUUUUCUAUCUGUACCUGUCAUAUUUGUUAUUGUGUGCAUUGUGUAUAAUCAUGGCAUCAAAGUACAUGUAUUUAUAAAACUCACUGAAGAGUUUUCCUGAAUUCAGCUUGAAGUACGAACCUGAAACGAAGGAACGUGAUUGAGUUGAGAUCCUUUAUGAAGGAAUAUAACCAACUAUGUUUCCUGUUGUAUGAUUGUAUACACUGUUUCUAGAAACAAAGAUUGAUGUUUUAUACAUUAGACCCAUACAACUUUAUUAAAUUACACAGAUUGAUCACUUCAAUAUAAUUACCAGGGUAUUCACUACCUGGUUAUACAAAUGUAAUACCUUUAUUUCUGUAUCAUGAUAUUUGACUGUUGCAUAGCCAAGCUUUCAAUUUUCCAACUUUUUUGCGACCCCCAAUAACUUUCAGCUAAUUCUUAAUCUCCUCUUGAUUGAUUUUAACCAGUAAUUUUUCAAAUAUUUGUCUUAACCUGACCAAGUGUUGUUUAACUCAUUCACCCCUGAAGAUACAUCUGAACUCUUCCAAUUCAAAAGUUGGAAUAGUUCAUUAUGAAAUUUCAGGUGUGAAUGAGUUAAUCGAAAAUUGGCUACCAUGAUCUCAGAUUGUUAAAAGCGUGCGCAACUUCGAAUGAGCAAGACAGGCCCAAUAUGUUUCUUGUUAAUUAAAAAAAAAAAAACAGUUGAGUGUACAAGAUUGGAAGAACUUCAUACAAUAACAGUACUGUCUUCCUUAAUAAUAAUAUACAACAUUUAUAUAGCGCCCUAUAUAAUUUGUAAAGUUACGCUAAAGCGCUUUACAACACAUGGAUAAUAGAUUUAGUUAUAGUUGUUAAACAAAAAAGGAUUACAAUCACCAUAAUACAUUCAGCAAGAAGAUGCUAAUCCCAAUGAUCCCAAAAAUGAAUAAAUAAAGGGUGGUAUGUACACGGCUUCGGGAGCCAAGAGCCUAAAAUGCAGACGUGAAGAGGCGAGUUUUUAUGUCCUUCUUGAACUUCUCCAGUCCUCCUUUAGUGAAGCUAUUAUAAAAAAAUAUAUUUUAUUACAGUUGCUUACAAAAUACCGUAUUUAUUUGUUAAAUUCGUGACACAAUACACCUUUCUCAGUGCUAGUACAAUGGUGUUCACCUGGUGUAUGAUAUAGCUACCUAGUUCAUAGUGCAAUAAUGUUUAUUUAGACCUGUGAGAUUUACUAUAGUUAUUACUAUCUGUAUACAAAAUUAAUCAGCUAGUCUACCUCUUCAAGUUUAAAUUACAUAUCGACAUGACCUCACAGCCAGAUUAAAUAUCUGUCCCGCACUGUGUUCAAUACAGCUUUGUACCAUAGUACGGUUAAAGUCGAGGUUCAUAAAUACUAAUUUUUGAGGUAAUUACUAAACUGCUUCAUACAUGCACUAAUUUCUGCUGAUAGAUUGUUUUGCAAAAUUAAAAUAUGGCUUCUUGCACAUAUCUUGAUGCCAAAGCCAGGUGUCCCGCAUCAGGGUACACAUUGACUUCAGUUAUUUACACUAUUUAGGAUUUGCUACCCAAGCAAAAUACAUUAUUAAUUGAAUAAAAGUAAAAACUCAUUUUAAUAUAUAUUUUUUUCCAACAACUAAUUAGCUGCAAUAGGUUAAUAUUAUCACAUCUAUAUUUAACCCUUUCACCCCUAUGUUACUUGAGUAGACUCUACCAUGCAUUGAUCUGGAUGAGUCCAUUAUGGUCUAUAGUGGUGAAAGGGUUAAGUCCUUAAUGGAUUUGUAUAGGUAGGUACUGUGUACAGUGUAAUUAAAAAGUAUUUAUAAUUGAUUGCAUGCUAUCGGUUUUGUACAUUUUAUUAUGAUGAUGUUUGUGUGUGUGUAUGUUUUCCUUUUUUACUACAUUUUUUGAUACGUCUGAACAGUUGGUGGUAUUUCUUUCUUUUUCUCUCUUUUUCGCUCUUCCUCUCAUGGUAACAUCUGUAUAUAAAAUGCCUUUAUGUUGCAUAUUGAACAAACCACUAUUUUUCAUAAUCCAAGUUUGUAUAGAUUCGACAAUGUUUAUAGAAGUAUCGUACUACUUACAUAGAUACCAACUAAAAGGAAGCCAGCAUAAAUCUCGGAAGAUAUCCUUGUUAAAAAGUUAAAAAAACCCCAAAAAACAAGAGUAAAAUGCUGAAUCAUUCUUAAUGUGCAUUAUAAGUUUAGAUAGUUAUCUUAAAUGCAGAACUGCAAUCCAGAGUCACUUAAUUACCCCAGGUAUUGUUCACAUUUUACAAGCCACUUCAAAACUUUCAGUUAUCAGUUUAGCACUCGGGAGUGAAUGGGUAUUAAGUAUGUAUUAAUUGUAGUUGUUGUUUGCCUGGAGCCUACUUCAGACUGUUGUAGCACUACAGAGUAUGUAAUAAGUUAGUCAGUGGAAAUAUCUAUGCAGGGAUGACUGUGAUAAUAUUCUCUCUUCCCUUUUUCAUAUCUCAUUUACACAAAUUUCUUAAGAAAAUAGAAAAUUCACAAUACCAUUACUGCAAAAUGUACUUCAGUUUUCCAGUCUUGUUUUCCAAGAAAAUUGUUAUAGAGUAUUUGAAAUAUUUUUCUGAAAUUCUAAUUAUCUGUUAAAAUGUGUAAACAAAAUGUAUCUAAACCAUCAUGUAACUAUUGUUUUAAUAAAAGCAUUGAUGAUUUGAUACUAAUUUGAAAAAAUUGAGGGACCGUCGUGGCCAAGUGGUAAAGGCGUCUGACAUUCUGCUACCUCCACCACUGGGUCCUGGGUUCGAGACCGUCGUGGGGCAGUCGAUGGAUACUUGCUGUAGGUCAAUGGUUUUUCCCCAGGAAAUCUGGCUUUCCUCCGCCACCAAAUCUUUAAAUGACCAUAGCUGUUAAAAGGACAUAAAACACUAACAAACCAAAUUGAGAAAAUUGAAGAAUAAACUUGUUCUUUUCUUGGAGAAUCCGAAGCCGUCAUUGAUGUAUACUGUACAGUGUAUGAGAGUGUUUAGUGUAAUAUCAGCAUUAAUCACCAUGGUACCUUUGGAUAUUAUAUAUAGUAUACCUUCUAUAACCACACUGGUACUAAUACCUAACAGGAUGGGAGACAUGUAAUCGCUUUUUUCAAGUUUUACUUUUUUAGACGUAAAGCAUUGUAGCAAGUACUUUGUUUAAAUGUCAUUGUUGACCACUAGGAAAAUGAUUUGUGAUCAAACUGAUGGAUAAGUAUGUCUGAAACUUAAUUACCAAUUAAGAUUUCUUAGUAUUGAAAUAUCGCUGUUAAUCGAAUAAAUAAAUUCAAGUAAUGUUUGUUCCCCUACGAGACGCUUAUAAAAAGCAAAUGUAAUAGUAUCAUAACCGAACAGUAACUAUAUGAUUUCAAUUAGAGUGUUCAUAUCUGAAUAUUAUAUUUAAAAAAAAUCUUUCCAGUUUACAGAGGUUCAAAUAUAAGAUAUUUUAUAUAAAUAUAUGUGUAUUUUAUUCAAUGUGGUAUAUACCCUUUGAAUACAAGGUAUCUGGAACUUGGAAACAAGAUUGAAAGUAAAGAAGUCUUCUCAACCCUUUCACCCCUAUGUAACUUUAGUAAACUCUAUCAUGCAUUGAUCUGGUCGAGUCCAUUAUGGUCUACAGUGGUGAAAGGGUUAAUAGAGGUACAUUUUAUGGAUUGUGAGAUAAAAAGGACAGGAUUUAAAGAUUCAUGUUAUUUUGGAUAACACGCUACAACCAAAACAAUCAAUUUGUUUCUGACAUGUACUAUCAAAUUAAAACAAUUGUACUGCUCUAGUCGAAAUUUUUUGAAUCGCAAGGUAUACAUUUGUUUUUAAUGAAGGUGCUGGAUUUAAUUAGAUAUUGUUAAAAAUGAUUGUUUCUUAAAAGAUAACGUUUUGCUGCUUUAACUUCAAACAGAUCCUUCGUAAGUAAGCUGGCAUUAUUUUUUAUAUCAUGAAGAAGAAAUGAACAAUCAUGAUAAAAAAAAUUCAAUCAGAUCAUGUAUACAUAGUUGUGCUAAUGAGCAUUUGAGCUAACAGUUUUACAAAUGAUUUUUACAAUUACAUGCUAGGCCCUCUGAUAACAUAAUGUGUGAAACGUGCACUUGCUCAAGUAGAAAUAUUUUCUUGUACAUUCCCAGAGUGUUAUUCCGGAUUAGCAAAACCUAAAUACAUUGAAUAAUCAGGUCACUAGAAAAUCAUUUAUUUGUUGUAUAUGAUUUGAUGUUUGUUAUUUAUUUCAUACACUAAUACUUGAAAGUUUUGUGGAAAAAAAUGUUCAUCCCCGUUUACGAAUUGUUGAAUUCUGACCUGUAGGAUUAUGUUUGUAAUUUUUAUUUUGAGUGUAACUGUAAGAAGUACCGACGUUGAUAUUUGUCUAUAAAUAAACAUCUUUAUAAAAAUGGA